CAGACAACGUCCAGAGCUGCGGCUUCGAUACCCGGGACUGUUAGCUACAGAUUCUUAUUACUUUUGGAAGAUAAUAUCAAAACAAAAAUAAAUUUAUUUAUUAGUGAAUUACAGUAUAAUUAAGUCAAGUUCCAGUCCUUUUUUUAAUAAAUGUGUAAAGUAUAGAAUUCCAUUUGAAAAUGGAAAUAAUAGAAGAGACUCCGUACUCCAAGGGUGAGAGUGCGUGGUUGCGUAUAGCCCGGCGCCGGCUGCCGAUCCUGGAGUGGGCGCGGCGGUAUGAUCGCAUGGCGGCAGUGGCGGACCUGGUGGCGGGAGUAACCCUCGGGCUUAUGCUGGUGCCGCAGAGCCUCGCGUAUGCCAGCCUCGCUGGUCUUCCGCUGCAGUAUGGACUAUACUCUUCAUAUAUCGGCACCAUACUGUACGUGUUCGUGGGGACUGUGAAGGAGGUGUCCAUCGGUCCUACCAGCCUGAUGGCGCUGCUGACGCUGCAGACGUGCCGCCACCUGCCCCUCGAGUGCGUAGUGCUACUCACCUUCCUCUCUGGCUGCGUCGUGCUGCUCAUGGGCGUGCUCCGACUAGGUUGCCUGGUGCAGCUGAUAUCACCCUCAGUGACGAGCGGGUUCACGUCAGCCACGGCGGUGAUCAUCAUGGCCUCGCAGGUGAAGGGCCUCCUGGGACUUAGUUUCACCGCUGAAACUCUGCUCGAGAACGUGCAGGAGAUCAUCGCCAGGUGGAACGACAUACGCUUGGGAGACUGUUUGCUGGGAGCGACCUGUUGUACAGUGCUUUUAGUGUUGAGGAAAUUAAAGGACCUGAAGGUGAGCCCGAAGCGUCUCAGACUGCAGAAAACACUGUGGCUUAUUUCAAUAAGUCGAAACGCGCUGGUGGUGACCGUUGCCGCUAUAUUCGCAUACUGCAGUUACAACCCCAGUAAACUUCUUGUCAAACUCUCAGGUUACGUAGAGCCUGGUCUUCCGUCGCUGGCGCUGCCGCCAUUCAGCGUCACCUCCGGAAACCACACGCUCUCCUUCUCGGAGAUGGUGCACGAGCUCGGCUCCGGUCUCCUCAUGAUACCCUUUGUCAUGGUGUUGGCUAACAUCGCUAUCGCUAAAGCCUUCUCUGGCGGCGGCCGCGUGGACGCGACGCAGGAGAUGCUGACGCUGGGGCUGUGCAACGUGGUGGGCGCGCUGGUGCACGCCAUGCCCACGUGCGGGGCCUUCACGCGCUCCGCCGUCUCGCACUCCAGCGGCGUGCGCUCGCCCGCCGCCGGCCUCUACUCCGGCAUCAUCACGUUGCUGGCCCUGAUGUUCAUAACGCCGUACUUCUAUUAUAUUCCCAAGGCGUGCAUAUCGUCCGUUCUAAUUUGUGCCGUCAUGUUUAUGGUGGACUUCGAUAUAGUAGGGCGGCUGUGGCGGACCAGCAAGAGCGAGCUGAUGGUGCUGGUGUUGACGUUUGUGAUAGGUGUGACGAUGACGGUGGAGCUGGCCGUGCUGGCGGGCGCGUUCGCCAACCUCGCCAUGCUGCUGCGAGCGCUCAUGGUGCCGCCGCUGCAUCUCCAUACCGUCAAGAGUGGUGGUGGUGAGUGGUGCGCGGCGGCGGUGUGCGCGCCGGCGAUGAUGUUGGUGUACGUGAACGCGGAGGGCGUGUGUCGCCGCGCGCUGGCGGCGGCGGCCCGGCUGGCGCCCGCGCCGCUGCUGCUCGACUGCGGCCGACUCGCCCGGCUCGACGUCUCUGCAGCACAGAUUUUACAGCGUCUCGCAAAAAAAUUAAAAACCACCAAACAGCAGCUGAUCAUAUUCAACGUGUCCCCGGAGGUGGCGCAGGGGCUCGAGUGCCUCCAGGACAUCGACAAGAGCGCCUUCCGCGCGACCACCGCCUCCGAAGCACUAGCAGCCGCCGCCCGCCCGCGGGACGACGAGGCCGGCCCGUUGCUCGCGGACGGGCCCGAACACGCUUGACGAUAACCCCGAACUUAGGAAUUACCUCCUCUAGCUUUCUCGUUUCCUAGUCGAAUUAUUUCGGAAAGUAAAAUUAUGUUAUUAGCUACCUUUACACGUUA
Molecule: messenger RNA, 2059 nt
Organism: Achroia grisella
Lineage: Eukaryota; Metazoa; Arthropoda; Insecta; Lepidoptera; Pyralidae
Product: sodium-independent sulfate anion transporter
Exons: 10
Coding region: 180-1958 (592 amino acids)
Biological process (GO): transmembrane transport
Cellular component (GO): membrane
Molecular function (GO): sulfate transmembrane transporter activity
Source: RefSeq, a predicted model, not a curated record